AUGUCGAUUCUCUCAGCUGCCAAGGGUCUCGCUAUCGCUGGCUCUUUGUGGGCUAGUGGCGCAAUCGGUGUUACUUCCAUCAUGACAAUUCCGGCGCUUCUGUUAGCGCCGCCCGACAUUGCUGUCAAACAAUUCCGCCUGAUAUACGGCAUUGGUUACUUCACUCAGCCCCCACUCACUUUACUGACUACAAUGGUCCAUGGUUUUAUUGCCUACCACACGCGCCAGAGCGGCAAUCAACUCUGGACACGUUGGGCAACAGCUGCCGCAUUCAACGCGACCCUCCUGCCUUGGACUUUUGUACUCAUGGAGCCUGUCAGCCACCACUUGCUGUUCCUCGUAAAUGCGGACAAAGGAGAAAAGGGCAAGCCUGAGAUGUCUACCCAGGCAAAAAGCCUGCUCAACCGUUGGAGUAAGCUGAAUAUCAUUCGCGGCGCUUUCUCGCUGGUUGCCGGCAUGGUUGGAUUAUGGACGUGUCUCGAAACAGCUUAA
Messenger RNA from Penicillium lagena, 492 nucleotides. Its product is annotated as anthrone oxygenase family protein. The record is from RefSeq and is a predicted model, not a curated record. The transcript has a single exon. Bases 1 to 492 code for a protein of 163 amino acids. NCBI's taxonomy places the organism in Eukaryota, Fungi, Ascomycota, Eurotiomycetes, Eurotiales, Aspergillaceae.